AUGGAGUUGCAAGUUUGCCUUCUCGUGAACUACCCGAAACACUAUUCUAACAGUCCAGAAGACACUCUUGCUCUACUUUAUGCAGCUCAGGUAAUUCAAAGGCUAUUAUCGUCUUUCUGCCAUAUUUGUUUUGAGUGCAUAGCUCACCUAGAGCAAGCAUUGAAUUUAUUCAUGGAAAUUGGAAGACUCAGCAUGUCUGCCAGAUAUUGCAAGGAAAUUGCUGAAUUAUACGAACAGGAGCAAAAUUUGGAGCAUGCCAUAGCUUACUAUGAUAAAGCAGCCGAUCUUUUCCAAGGUGAAGAAGUGACACCUUCUGCAAACCAGUGCAAACAGAAAAUUGCACAAUUUUCAGCUCAACUAGAACAGUAUAAGAAAGCUAUAGAGAUUUGCGAUGAGAUAGCACGACAGUCGCUCAAUAAUAACUUGCUAAAAUACGGUGUUAGAGGGCAUCUACUGAAUGUUGGCAUUUGCCAACUCUGUAAAGGCGAUGUUGCAAUCACAAAUGCAAGUGAGCGUUACCAGGAAUUGGACCCCACGUUUUCAGGAACACGCAAAUACAAAUUGCUCGCGGAUAUAGCUGCUGCUAUGGACGAAGAUGAUGUUGCAAAGUUCACUGAUGCUGUCAAGGAGUUUGACAGCAUGACUAAACUGUCGUCCAUGAAGACUUCCAUUAUUCUGCAGAUACAUGAUCGUCUCAAAGCUGCCAGGGAUAGACAGAAAAGC
Helianthus annuus (common sunflower) is the source of this 723-nucleotide messenger RNA. Its product is annotated as alpha-soluble NSF attachment protein-like. Gene Ontology annotation, molecular function: soluble NSF attachment protein activity; syntaxin binding. Lineage: Eukaryota; Viridiplantae; Streptophyta; Magnoliopsida; Asterales; Asteraceae. Gene Ontology annotation, biological process: SNARE complex disassembly; intracellular protein transport. The transcript is spliced from 8 exons. The annotation marks the transcript as partial. Gene Ontology annotation, cellular component: SNARE complex; vacuolar membrane. The record is from RefSeq and is a predicted model, not a curated record.